CUCCCCAGUUCCCCAAUUCCCACAAUAUCGCAUCCCGCCGGAUCCAAUGAUAACAACCACAUGCAUUCGUCUAGGCAGAGUCACUCACAUGGGACGAACUAGACAUGCGAUGGCUAGACCCUGGAUCCCAAAGCUGAACCCAACUGUCACCCUGGAGUCGUAAUUCAUUUAUUUUCUCUUUCUCUAUCUAGUAUACUACGUAAGUGCCUUUGGUGCCACCCAUAUAAGUAGCCACCAUCGUCAACUCUCUUCUGCCCCUAUUCCAGUAGACCAUCAUCACAACAAAGCACAACUUCACUCUUAUACACAGCUUGAGUUACUUCUCAGACUUUCUAGAGUCUCAAGCUCUCAACCACUUUACCCCUUUAAUUGACAACUCCGAUAAGUAACGUCAAGUCGGAUACCCCCCUAUCAAUCCAAAAUGGCAGAUAGUCACCAGGCCGAGAUCGAGGCCAUCCGGCCAUUCGGCAAGGCUCGAUCUACCGUUAAGGGUGAGCCUCUAUCCAAAGAGGAAAUCGAGCAGUAUACCGAUUUCUUCAAGGCCAGUUUAUACCUCAGUCUUGGUAUGAUCUAUCUUAAGGAGAACCCUCUCCUAAGAGAACCCCUAAAAGUUGAACACAUCAAAAAGCGGCAACUAGGUCACUUCGGAUCUGCUCCCGGUCAAAUCUUCACUUAUAUGCACUUCAACAGAUUGAUCAAGAAGUAUGAUCUUGAUGCCAUCUUCGUCUCCGGCCCGGGCCAUGGUGCUCCCGCUGUCAUAUCCCAGGCUUAUCUUGAGGGUACCUAUUCCGAAGUCUACCCUCAGAAGUCUGAGGAUCCGGAAGGCAUGCAAGUCUUCUUCAAGCAGUUCAGUUUCCCAGGAGGUGUCGGAUCACAUGCUACCCCCGAGACCCCGGGCAGUCUGCACGAAGGUGGAGAACUUGGUUAUUCCAUCUCGCAUGCCUUCGGUACCGUUUUCGACAACCCGAACCUAAUCACCGUCACCAUGGUCGGUGAUGGUGAGGCCGAGACUGGUCCAUUGGCUACGGCCUGGCACAGCACCAAGUUCUUGAACCCCAUCUGUGAUGGUGCAGUCCUUCCCGUCUUACAUCUUAAUGGUUACAAGAUCAACAACCCCACUGUCCUUGCUCGUAUCUCGCAUAAGGAACUUGAGCAGCUCUUCAUUGGUUAUGGCUGGCAGCCGUACUUUGUCGAGGGUGAAGACCUCGAGACCAUGCACCAGGCAAUGGCCGCCACUUUGGAACACUGUGUUCUAGAAAUUCGCAAGUAUCAAAAAGAGGCUCGUGAUUCUGGAAAGCCCUUCCGUCCACGGUGGCCCAUGAUCGUCCUUCGCACGCCGAAGGGUUGGACCGCCCCCCGCAAGGUCAAUGGCCACUACCUCGGAGGCUUUUGGCGUUCUCACCAAGUACCCAUCACUGGCACUACCACCAACCCCGCUGACCUCAAGACACUUGAGGAAUGGAUGCGUGGGUAUGAGCCCGAGCGCCUCUUCGGCACAGAAGGCAAGAUCUCGCCCGAAUUGAAGGCUCUUUGCCCCACGGGCAACAGACGUAUGAGCGCAAACCCAAUAGCCAAUGGUGGACUGGUUUCCGUACCUCUCAAGAUGCCAAACUUUAAGGAUUAUGAAAUCAAGGUAGAUCAGGCUGGCGCUACCGUCGAAGGCAGCAUGUCCAACUUCGCCAAGUUCCUACGUGAUAUCAUCAAGAAUAACCCGAACUCAUUCCGUCUUAUGGGCCCCGACGAGACCGAGUCUAACAAACUCGCCGCUGUCUAUGAGGCCGGUAAGAAAGUGUGGAUGGGUGAAUACUUUGAAGAAGAUGAAGACGGUGGCAAUCUUUCGCCCUUCGGAAGAGUCAUGGAGAUCUUGUCCGAGCACACCUGUGAGGGUUGGCUAGAAGGAUACAUCCUAAGCGGCAGGCACGGUAUGCUUAACAGCUACGAACCUUUCAUCCAUGUCAUUGACUCCAUGGUCAAUCAGCACUGCAAAUGGAUUGAGAAGUGUUUGGAAGUUGAGUGGCGUGCCAAGGUUCCCUCGCUUAACAUCCUCUUGACUGCAGUCGUCUGGAGACAAGACCACAACGGCUUUACGCACCAAGAUCCUGGCUUCCUCGAUGUUGUCUGCAACAAGAGUCCGGAAGUCGUCCGUAUCUACCUCCCGCCCGAUGGAAACUGUCUCCUUUCAGUCAUGGACCACUGUUUCCAGUCUCAGAACUACGUGAAUGUCGUUGUCGCAGACAAGCAGCCCCACAUCCAAUAUCUCACGAUGGCACAGGCUGUGGAGCACUGCACAAAGGGUAUCGGCAUCUGGCCCCAAUUCUCCACAGAUGCAGGUGAAGAACCCGACGUCAUCAUGGCUAGCUGCGGCGAUGUCUCCACUAGCGAAUCAUUAGCGGCUAUCGAUCUCCUUCUGCAGCACUUCCCCGAUCUAAAGAUCCGUUGCGUCAACGUCGUUGAUCUGUUCAAGCUGAUCCACCACACAGACCACCCUCACGGUCUUACCGAUAAGGACUGGGUCGCCCUAUUCACAGCUAACAAGCCCAUCAUCUUUAACUUCCACUCCUACCCAUGGCUCGUCCACCGCUUGACCUACAAGCGACCGGGUAACCAGAACAUCCACGUCAGAGGUUACAAGGAGAAGGGUAACAUCGACACACCACUGGAGCUCGCUAUCCGCAACCAGACAGAUCGAUUCAGUCUGGCCAUCGACGCCAUCGACCGCAUGCCACAACUAGGAAACCGUGGCGCUACCGCUCGGGAUGCGCUCAAGAGUCAGCAAGUCGCCGCUUCUGCCUACUCAUUCGAGCACGGCGUCGACCCCGAUUUCCUCAGCAACUGGUCGUGGCCUCAGGAGACUCUGAAAGACAGGGUAAAGAAGUUGACUCUCUCCAGCUAAAUUGUUGCAAUCAUGAUAAGUUAAUAGAUCGGGUCUGGGUAAUGUUGAAAAAGGGUGGUUUUGGGUUGCAUGAAUAGGUGGUGUUUUUCCGGCUUUGGUUUUUUGGGCGGGUGUUUUAUUACUUGAUACGAUAUGUGAAUCUCUUAGGAGCUAUAUAUACCUUAUUUUUUUCAAUAUUGAAAGAUAUUUACCUUGA
Annulohypoxylon maeteangense is the source of this 3089-nucleotide messenger RNA. Its product is annotated as D-xylulose 5-phosphate/D-fructose 6-phosphate phosphoketolase. The record is from RefSeq and is a predicted model, not a curated record. Gene Ontology annotation, molecular function: aldehyde-lyase activity. Lineage: Eukaryota; Fungi; Ascomycota; Sordariomycetes; Xylariales; Hypoxylaceae. The coding region runs from base 422 to 2893 and encodes 823 amino acids. Gene Ontology annotation, biological process: carbohydrate metabolic process. The transcript has 2 exons.